Molecule: messenger RNA, 1195 nt
Organism: Setaria italica (foxtail millet)
Lineage: Eukaryota; Viridiplantae; Streptophyta; Magnoliopsida; Poales; Poaceae
Product: melanoma-associated antigen 1
Exons: 6
Coding region: 155-967 (270 amino acids)
Cellular component (GO): nucleus
Source: RefSeq, a predicted model, not a curated record
GGCACAUGUAACCUCCACCCGACCCCGACGCGCGAGUCAUUCUCGCGCGAACCGAACGGCGGCUCCUCUUCCCCCGGCAGCCUAGGGUUCUCCUCCUCCGAUCAGUCGUUAGCGGGCACUCCGUGACAAGUCCUCACCUCCCCGUGCUCCUCGGAUGGCGACCAGCGAGGAGCUCGCCCAGAUCGACAUCUCCAAGGAGGAGAAGGACAAGCUGGUGGCGGAGGUGAUGCGGUACAUGCUCUUCAAGACGCACCAGACCUCCGGAUGCCCCAUCAAGCGGGAGGAGCUCACGGGGAUCGUCACCAAGAACUACCGCCAGCGUGCCCUGCCCGCGCUCGUCAUCAACGAGGCCCGGGACAGGCUCGCCGCCACCUUUGGGUACGAAGUGAGGGAACUCCAGAGGACCCGCGCCCCGUCCACGCGCUCUGGCCGGCCGUCACAGCCGCAGCCGAAUGCGGAGGCGAAGAGCUAUGUUCUGGUCAGCCAGCUAGACCAUGAGGUGUAUAGCAAGUACGUUGAGGAUAAGGAGGCUGCCCCUCUAUCUGGCUUUGCUUUCACUAUCAUUAGCCUUAUUCAUCUUGCUGGUGGCAAAAUCCCCGAAGAGGACCUCUGGCAUCAGUUGAAGCGGCUGGGUUUGAAGAACGAUAAUGAUGAGAAGCACCCUGCUCUUGGUAACAAUAAGCAGGCGCUUGAACUCCUUGUGCAGCAAAGGUACUUGCUGAAGGAGAAACUUGCUGGACCAGAAGGUCAUGUUGUGAUGUAUGAGCUUGCUGAGAGGGCAUUGGAUGAAUCCAUCAGUGGGAAGCUUAAAGACUACAUUGCACAGGGUAUCUGCCCUGUUCGUUGUGGGCGAGGACGAGCUGACUCUAUUCAGGAUGGGAAGCUAUAUCAUCUUGCAGGGUCGCUAAGUCCUGUCGAAACAGGGCGUAUUUUGUACAGGAGAGCAGAUGUGUGCCUCUCAGAUUAGGCGGUAGUGUCUUUAACUGAACAAUGUUAGUGCCAUGCUGUAACCAGCUUACCAUGCUUGGAUUACCUUUUGUUGGGUAGUAUAUGUAUGUCAGUCUGUGUCGUUGAACGAAGCUGCUUAGCUUAACCAGACCGUACUGUUACUAAUUCUGUUCACUGCCGUACUGUCACAAGCAAAGCCAUAUGUUGUGUCGUGGCACUGGAUGCUGCGAGGUUUCUUUGAUCCUAA